Molecule: messenger RNA, 2701 nt
Organism: Pomacea canaliculata
Lineage: Eukaryota; Metazoa; Mollusca; Gastropoda; Architaenioglossa; Ampullariidae
Product: neural cell adhesion molecule 1-like
Exons: 18
Coding region: 590-2176 (528 amino acids)
Biological process (GO): homophilic cell-cell adhesion; synapse organization
Cellular component (GO): neuronal cell body; axon; plasma membrane
Molecular function (GO): protein binding; axon guidance receptor activity
Source: RefSeq, a predicted model, not a curated record
GAGCCUUUACUGUCCUGGUAUCUACAACGGCACAAAGAUAGAAAACAGAGGUGACUUAGAGAUAAAGACUACAGUUGUUGAGGAAACAUCCCCAGUCCAGGUUAUCAGCACAUUAAAGGUGUCUGUCAGUAAUGGCAACAAUAACAGGAAAUUGGGGAACUAUACCUGCAAAGCAGAAAAUAAACAUGGGCACACAGAAAAACAGCUGGAACUUGUUGAAGCCUCUGGACAGCCGUGGGAGGUGGAAAUCCACCCAAAAAGAGAGAAGUACACUUUCGAUGUGACAAAGGACAACGCCGGCGUUUCCCUGCAGUGCAGUCUGGGAAAUACGUCAUCACCUAGCUUGGAGUGGUACGACGGGCAAGGAAAAAUAAUUCCUGCCAUUCACAGUGGAGACAGCAAUCCUCGCCGAAUUGUAUUCAGAAGAACAAACUAUGUGGAAUUGAAGUUUCUGGCACCUGAGACAGAGCUGAAUUCCGGUAACUACACCUGCAGAGGGAGCGGCGCUGAUGGAGUGGUUAAGGAGAAGACAAUCCAGCUAAUACUGUACAAGGGGAUCCAGCUGACGUCACCAACAACACAGUUCGCCAUGUAUGGGCAAGAUGCUCUGCUCAACUGUUCGUCAUCCGCCAGCGUUCCGCGGGAAACCAAUUUGUUGUUUUCUAACUGGAAAUCUCUUGAAGGAGCCCGGUACCGUAAAGAGAAUGAUUACGUCAUCAUCGCCAACUUUUCCCGGGCAGAUGAGGGGAUGUAUCGCUGCAGCAUCCGUCUCCAUGAAAUCGGAGACUCCAAGAAUUACGAGCUUCACCUUCUAGCCGCUGUGCCCCCCAAAGUCAAUGGGUCCAUGACAUUUUGGCCUCCUGAGCCAAAAGUGGGGCAGAAUCUAAAAAUCAUUUGUGACAUCAGUGCCAAACCAGAUCCCGUUUAUCAAUUCUAUAAGGUGGAAGGAAACAACACUAGAAUAAUUCAAAGUAAUGAUGUCACAAAUGGGACACUGCUGCUGAAGAACCUCACACAAGCAGACGAUGGAGAAUACAAGUGCGUGGCUACCAACGGUUGGGGCAGUGCGUCUCAAACCAUUUCCAUUGAUGUGCUCAGUCCUUUAGCCAUCACAUAUGCAGGAGUUGACUCGAAAAAUAAAUUAGAAGGGUCAGAAGGUCGACUGAAGUGCAACGUUACUGGUGAUCCAGAGCCUGUUGUAUCAUGGAAGAGAGGGAACUUUUACUUUUACAAUCAGUCCAAGUCUGAAAUUAGUGGAAGGAUAUACACCAAGACAGAGAGAGCGACAGAUAAAAUCAAAGGUUCCAAAAUUGUAGUUCAUACUUUAAUCUUCCGCUCACUGGAAGCAAGUGACAUGUCCACAUACACCUGUGAGGCAUCCAAUAUGUUUGCAAGGGUCAAUGCAACAGUGCCUCUUGCUGUUCAGUUUAAGCCAAACUUCAGUAAGCAAAUGACAACAAGAUUUUAUUCCUGGAGACAAACCAAUGCUACUCUAACAUGCACAGCCAUUGGAAACCCUGAGCCUUUACUGUCCUGGUUCUACAACGGCACAAAGAUAGAAAAUAGAGGUGACUUAGAGAUAAAGACUACGGUUGUUGAGGAAACAUCCCCAGUCCAGGUUAUCAGCACAUUAAAGGUGUCUGUCAGUAAUGGCAACAAUAACAGGAAAUUGGGGAACUAUACCUGCAAAGCAGAAAAUAAACAUGGGCACACAGAAAAACAGCUGGAACUUGUUGAAGCCUAUCUACCGGAUGCCCCAGAAGUCACACUCGUGGACCUCAAGCCUUCUUCCUUAGGGUUGUCUGUGAAGCCUCCACUGGACAAUGGCGGCCUGCCCAUUAAAAAGUACAACAUUGAGUACACGCCUAAAAACAACACAGUCUUCACUCAGAAAUUGGAUGUCAGCAUUAAUCCUGCCAAGCCAUUCAACACUUAUGUGAAGCUUACAGGUCUGCAAAUAAAGACCACAUACAUGAUCAACGUGUCUGCUGUCACAGACGUGGGCAGAGGCUUGGCUUCAUGUAUCACAGCAUCAACACUUGAUGUCUGUGAACCAGACAAUGUCACCAUAAUAUCGGACAAAGCUGGUAAUGAGUCACAGCAUUACACUCUGUUGUGGAUCCCUGAAUACUCUGGGAGGAUGCAAUGUCACAGGCUACAACAUAGAAUAUGCUAAAGGAGGUGUGGAUGCUAAUGGAAGCUGGACAGAAGUUUCUCCUGAACAGUACAUGUCACUGUCACAUUUCCCCAGUCAUCUCAUCUUUUCAAGAAUCUUGAAGGAAGACACUUAUUAUCAGGUCAAAAUAAAUGCAUUCAAUGACAUGCGGCAGUCUAAAGUCACAAAGUUUAUUUUCAAGACUGGCCUCAACAAAGAUUUCCUUUCUGGUGCAGUCAUCUCUACCUCUGUCCUUCCAUCACCUGGACAAAUAUCAAAGGCUGAAGUUUGGAAUAUCAGACUUCCUACGCUUAUUGCCAUUGCUGUUUCUGUCAUCGUCUUGGCUUUGAUUGCUAUUAUUGUGGGAGCCAUCCUAACCAGAAAAGCUCGAAAUAAAAGACAUCAAGCACAAAUGGCAGCGUGGAUUGAGCAAGAAGUUUUUCCUGGGGCAGCCUCUGACAAAAUUGUCUUGAGAGGAAUGUCAGAGACCAACACCAAAGCAGAGAAUCAGGAACUACCGGAACCACUACGUAAAGUGUUUGAAGG